AUUUGGGCAUUGCCAGGGCAGGCAUUUAUUUUCUUAAAACCCUGGUUAUAAUACAGUAACUCACACACACACACACACAACAAUGGGGUCACUCAUAGAAAACGUUACACACUAUAUAUACUGUAUAUAGUUUUGUUUAAGUGUGCAAUGCGUUGCAUUCACACACACACACACACACACACACUGUAUGUUAAAUAUUAUUUGCUAUGGGGUUGUGUAUAGUCACUACUAUGUGUAACGUUAUUAGUGGAAUGUAUGGCUCACUAUGUAUACAUGUACUGUAUUUUGACUGCCAUUUAAAAAAUUGUUUUUAAAAUACAAGUCUAAUAAUGUUAUGCCUAUAGCUAUACAUUAGUAGUACUAAUAAUAUACAGUGUAUUGCGUCUAAAACGCAGUGCAAUCGUCGAUACCAUUGAUUUAAUACAUAACAUAACAACAAACCUCUUGAGUGAAGAAGUGAUGAUUGGAUCAGUUAUUGUCUAAAAAAAACUAAUAAGACAUUUAACUGUCUAUUAUUAAAAACCCGACAAUUGAUUGUCACUGUAAUUGAUUGACACAAAAAACAAAAUGAGAUUAUCAUUGGACGACAUGGAAGCCGCCGAUGAUUUGUUGGCCAACGGCGGCACUGGUGAUGGCGGCCAACGACAACAGCGACCACAACAACAACGACGACAAUUAUUUGCCGAAAAUUUAUCGGAUGUGUUUGAUAUGAUGGACAGGAGGACUACCGCCUCCGCUGCUGCUGCAGCACAAGCAGCAGCUGCUCCUACCGCUGCUGCUGGUAGUGGUAAUGAUAAUGACAUGCGUGUCAUCUAUAAGAUCAAGUUUGAUGGCAGCCAACAGUCGUCAUCAUCGGCCGCCGCCGCCGCCCCCGCAGCCGUACUAUCGGUAAGCGUUCGCCCGGUCGACGGCUAUACUACUCAUUGGCGCGAAGUUAGACAACAGCUGUUGGAUCUGAACGGUAACAAUGACUCGUUGUUGUCAUCGUCGUCGUCAUCGACAGCGAUGAUGGCCACCACCAAUACAACAGAUGAUAUUGUCUUUACCGGUGCCAUACCGUCGAUGAACUAUCAAUUUGUUAUCAAUAAUAAUGACGAUUAUCUGACCGCACUUAAAGUUGCAGAACUUUGCGGACAACCAUUGGAUGUAACCAUCAGUAAAACUGUUGAUGAAGUGACCAAUAAAUCUGAAUCAAACAAUAGGUCGACAUCGAUAACAAUGGCCUCAAACGAUGACAAAUUUACCGAUAAAGCCGCCGCCACUGCAGCAGCGGCUGCUGCCGCCGUCGAAAACAAUGAUUUUAUAAUUGUGUCCAACAAUGUGUCCACUGAAAACCAGUCGCCGCCGCCGAAAACGACUGCCUCAAGCAGUAGCCGAUCAUCGGUUGCAGCCGACGCGGCCACACAAUUGGACUCGCAAUUAAUAUUUAUGACCAAAGCUCAGAUGGAUAACAUUAAAAACGAAAUCACUGUCGACGUAACCAAACGUUUGAUCAACAAACUAACCGAAUGUCUACACGAGCUGACCAGCGAAUGUUCGUCGACGGCUAGCGGUUGUUCGGAACGAAAUAUACCAAUCUAUAGGGCAUCGGCCACAGCCUCAGCCGCCGCCAGAUGCGAGCCCCGAUCGGAACCGCCGUUAAUGCCGAUACCGAUGCCCAACGACGACGACGAUCUGGACUACAAAGUAGUUCAUACGGGUAUUAUAUGCGAUUCGUGUGACCAGCAAAUCGAGGGCAUGCGCUACAAGUGUAUCAACUGUUUGGACUAUGAUCUGUGCGAACAGUGUCGACUGAAACCCGAAGUUCACGAUCCGAAACAUACGUUUACGGUAAUCGAUCGCUACAUACGACAGUUCAACAAAACUGGUUACUAUGAUAUACCGAAUCCUAAUCUGGAUUUCCUAAAGCCGUUUCUAUCGUCGACUAUUGUCGAUCCCGUAACCAACGAAAUGGUUCUGGCACUGGAUGUCGAUUUGAGAAACGGUACGAUUACCCGAAGUAAUACUACCGGAACGGCUGCUGCUAAUGCAACGACGGCUCCCGCAGCGACUGCACCGCCGCCGCCGCCGCCACAGAUGUUUAAUCCUAUGGUUGCCGCCGCUGCUGCUGCUUCGGCCGCAGCCAAAGCUGCUGCUUGUGAGGCUACCGCUGCCGCAAAUAAGGCCAGUAUCGAAGCAAUCGUUGCCGCAGUCAAAUCGGCCAAUGCUGUUGCAGCCGCCGUUGCCGCUAAAUCUGAUGUUACCAACAAUAACGCCAACAACAACAGCGGUGUCGGUGACAAUGUAGUUGUCGUCGACAAGACUACUACUACUACCACCGGUGCGACUAAUAAUACUAAUGGAUUGGCUACUAAUCCGUGCUAUCCGUAUGUUCCGCAAACGAUGGCCGCCUUUGAGCCGCCGCCGCCUCCGCAAGUAUUUCCAAAGAAAUACGAUAGAAAUGACAAAAAGUGUCACAAAAUUGCCAAAAAAUUGGAAAAACUAAGGAUCAAAAACCAAGUAAUGCUUAACCAGUCUAGUGAUGAUCGUUCCGCUCAAUCAUCGGAUAUUGUCGGUAGCGGUGGCACCGUUGCCGUCGCUGCUGGCGAGCGCCGACACCACGAGCGCAACUCGAGCCGACUAUUAGCCAAUCCCUAUCAUCCGCAUCCCAGCAAUCCAUCGUUAAAUACUAUCAAAAAACUGUAUUUAAGUGGACUACUGGUCGAAGACGAGACCAUACCCGACGGUACUAAACUGCCGCCGAAUGCACGCUUUCGAAAGACAUGGAAAGUACGCAAUACCGGAACGAAAGUCUGGACCGGUCGGACUACGUUGCGAUUUGUUUGGGGACACACCGAACUUCAGCCGUUCGGUGCAAUUACCGAAGUCCAGGUGCCGCCCCUGAGACCGGGCGAAGAGGGUAAAGUAAGCAUACGAUUUACGGCACCCAAUCCCAAACAGCCGACUCGCUACCAGAGUCAUUGGCGUCUGCAUCAUCGCGGCCAACCGUUUGGCCAGCGUCUCGAAUGCAAAGUUAUUGUCGAUCCGACCAGCAGUGAUUUGCCAACAUUGCCGAUACCGUUGGCACCGAUACUGGCGGCAAAGGACCCGUCGACGACUACAACCACAACUAGCGGCCAUCAAUCGCGCGUCAAUUCAGUACCGCAGCCGCCGAAAAUGUCUGUCCGAAUGGCCAAAUCGAGUGGUGGUAGUGGUCAUCAUAAUCAUCAGCCGCCGCCGCUGCUGCCGACUACUACUGUCGAACAGUUCUUACAAAGCGAAACCAACUGUAACUUUGACUCAAUUGCCAAUAUUCACCAAUCGAUUAUUGAAUCUCAGCGACAACUCAGUGAUAAACUUCGGGCUAUGGCUACGGCCAAGCAGUUGACAACUGGAGCGGCGACCACACCCACUGUUGUCACCGCCGCCGCGCAAACAAACAGCGAGAAAACGGCUGCUGCAGCGGCACAGAAAACUUCGGUAAAACGUCUAUCGGAAGCCUUGCACGCCGUGAAAGAGUUGCGCUUUGAUUUGGAUAAUAACGACGAAUGCGACGCCAUUCCCAUCAAACCGAAUGUCAAGUCGCAUACGACUACACCGGCCAACACACCGUUCAAUGUGUCGCCACCUAAAUCGCCAGAACCCCAACAGUCAUCCGUUGCUGAUAAUGCGUUUAGUGGACACCAAAUUGAAUCGGCGGCUGCGGCCGCAACUGAUGCCAAUACUAAGGACAAAUCGGAAGUAUCGGCGGCUAAAGCUGCUGUUGUUGUUGUCGUCGAAACCGAUGAUAAUAAUAGUAAUAGUAAAUCGACUGAAGAAAAACCUGACGACGAUUGCGAAUCGGAUGUCGAAUCGGUUGAUGUAUUGAGUCUUAGCUCGAAUGACAGUAUGGAUGAGUUUGUUUUGGUACCGCUUCCCACUUGUUUCGAUCUUAACGUACCAUUCAAUAACAACAACAACAACAACAAUGGUGUCGAUAAUAAGGCAUUCGAAGAAGACGACGACGACGAGACCGCUGAUGACGACACUAAAGAUGAAGUCGUUGAUGACAUUUCUGGUGGUAGUAGUGGUAAUAGUAGUGAUGAUAAUAAUACUACUACUACUACUGCUACUAAUGAUUGGAGAUUUGUUGAAAUUGUCGACAACAAGAUUGGCAAUAAUAACAUCAACGACGACGACGACGAUAAUGAAGAACUUCAACUGAUCAGUCAUUCGGAUACAGUUCCGCUGUUGGCGGCAGAAAAUAGGGCCGAAGUUGUCGCAGCAGAUUCGCGACCAGCGACUAAUGAGUCGCCAUUGGAUUUGACAAAAGACAGAGACAAUGAUAAUAGCCAUCAGUCGACGACUACAUCGUCGUCAUCGUCUUCAUCAUCGUCCGGCCAUUCGUCGACUAUGACCAUCAGCGGUAGUACUGCUGUUGUUGUGGACAACAUGAAUACAAAUGAGCCGUCAAUAGUCGCUGAUGAACAGCCACGGCUUAGACCGCGAACUAAUAUUAAUAAUAAUAAUGGCCAGACAUCUACCAAUCCGUUUCGCCAGAACAGCAACAACAACAGUGGCCAGAAUACCAGCUCUACUACCACUACCACCAGCAGCACCAUUACUACUACUACCAAUACCAAUGAAACAGAGAAUGUAAUCCAUGUUCUGCCCGAAAGUAUAGUUACCGGUGCCCUAUCGGCUGCCGCACACGUCUAUAACAAUGUGAGCCGAGCACUGUUCUCACGAAAUGAGGGCACAAACUAUGCGUGGGUAACAUCACCGCCGCCGGCAGCCAUACCGUUACCCGACUUUUGGACGGUUAGACCACCGCACGCUACCGCCAACCCCUCUGUUACUACCACUACUAAUCAGUACCCGAUGUCGUACGAUCCGACUACUGGCAUACCAACUGGUGGUGGUGGCAUCGGUGGCCAACAUCCGAUGAACUUGUCGUCGGCACCGAACACUGCACAACCACCACCACCUCCACCACCAAUACACCCACACUUUAAUCCACACCCGCCGCCACCUCCGCCGCCACCGCAACACCACCACCACCACCAUCCGAUGCAUAUGCAUCCAAUGGCACCCAUGUAUCCGAAUUUGGCCACUGCUACCGCUUACAUGAGCGCUACACCGAACGGUUCGACUUUUAUGAGCGCUGCACCAAACGGAUCGACUACAUACAUGAGCGCUACACCAGCCGGACCUACAUUCAUGGCUAACAGUGGCCAAGCGAUUCCGAUGCCUGCACCCGCACCGCGACAACAACAACAACAGCAGCAGCGGCAACAACAACAACAACAAUCGGGAGCACCUAAUCGUAUGGCCAAUGCUUUGAAACAGUUAUACGAAAUGGGAUUCUGGAAUCAAAAACUAAAUCAAGAAUUACUGUCAAAGAAUCGUAUGGAUGUCAACGACACCAUCGAAGAACUGUUGUCUCCGCAGCCGCGCAGCGAUACAACAACAACUGAUUCGCCACCGUCGACAACGACUACAACAACAACAUCGUCGUCAUCGUCGACUGCGGCCGUCUCUGGUCGCCGACGACGGGAAAGAUUGGUUGAAACAGCUGUUGUCUCGGAUCAGCCAAUUCGUAGAAAUACACAAAACAGUAGUGAUUUUAUUGAAGAGUUUGAUUAAUUGAUUGAGUGAUAGAUUUGAUGAAUCAAUGGAUCGAUUGAUCGAUCGAUUGAUUGUUUAAAUAUAUGAAUGAUUUAUAGAUUUAUGUAUUUUUUUUUGUUGUGAUUUAUGUCUAAUUAUUUUUUUUUGAGUCGAGUUUUCAUUUGAUAAACAAAACUAUUAUAAUAUUUUCAACAAAAAAAACAAAAAAAAAUAUUUAAUCGUUGUUUUUGUUUAUUAUUAUUAUUAUUAUUAUUAUUAUUAU
Molecule: messenger RNA, 5848 nt
Organism: Oppia nitens
Lineage: Eukaryota; Metazoa; Arthropoda; Arachnida; Sarcoptiformes; Oppiidae
Product: mucin-2-like
Exons: 6
Coding region: 568-5604 (1678 amino acids)
Biological process (GO): macroautophagy
Cellular component (GO): phagophore assembly site
Molecular function (GO): zinc ion binding; ubiquitin binding
Source: RefSeq, a predicted model, not a curated record